CUGCUCGAUUAUUUCCCCCAAAGUCGACUCGCCCCCCGACUUCUCCAUCGCAUCAUCAACACCACUCUCAUUCAAAUGUCGGACAAGGUUGUCGCUACCCCCACGGCCAAGCCGCUGCCCCUGCCCUUCGGGUACACGUUCGCCGCUGGCGCCAUUGCCGGUGUCACUGAGCUUCUCCUCCUGUACCCCCUCGAUGUCGUCAAGACGCGCCAGCAGCUCGACACGAGCAAGAACCCCGCGGGCAUGAUCCAGACCUUCAAGAACAUCGUCACGCAGGAGGGCCCCUCGCGCCUCUACCGCGGUAUCCUCUCGCCCCUCCUCAUGGAGGCGCCCAAGCGUGCCGUCAAGUUCGGCGCCAACGGCUGGUGGGGUGCCCUCUUCACCGACAACGGCAAGAGGAAGACGACGCAGUCGAUUGCCAUCUUGACCGGCUGCUUCGCCGGUGCCACCGAGUCGUUUGUCGUCACGCCCUUUGAGCUCGUCAAGAUCCGUCUCCAGGACAAGUCGUCGACUUACACCGGCCCCCUUGACGUUGUGAAGAAGGUUGUCGCCAAGUCGGGUCCUCUUGGUCUCUACCAGGGCAUGGAGUCGACCUUCUGGCGCCACUGGUGGUGGAACGGCGGCUACUUCGGCUCGAUCUACCAGGUCAAGGCCCUCCUCCCCAAGGCCGAGAACAAGCAGGCCGAGAUGAUCAACAACCUUGCCGCCGGUACCGUUGGUGGUUUCGUCGGUACCGUCAUGAACACUCCUUUCGAUGUCGUCAAGUCUCGUCUCCAGCUCCACGCCACUGGCGAGUGGACCUACCCCGCUCUCUUCCGCAUUGCCCGAGAGGAGGGCUUCGGCGCGCUCUACAAGGGCUUCGCGCCCAAGGUCCUCCGUCUCGCCCCCGGUGGUGGUGUCCUCUUGCUUGUCGUCGAGGCCCUCUCCGCCGUCUUCCGCAAGCAGCUCGGCCCUCCCUACAUUUAGAUGUUGGUCUAAUCCAGUGCUAUCGUGUCUUUGGUAUUGCCGCGGGUCAUCGCGGGUGUAUUGGCGUGGUAUGCAGGUUGUCACCGGG
Vanrija pseudolonga is the source of this 1054-nucleotide messenger RNA. RefSeq names its product Mitochondrial 2-oxodicarboxylate carrier 2 (gene ODC2). NCBI's taxonomy places the organism in Eukaryota, Fungi, Basidiomycota, Tremellomycetes, Trichosporonales, Trichosporonaceae. The coding region runs from base 76 to 966 and encodes 296 amino acids. The transcript is spliced from 9 exons. The record is from RefSeq and is a predicted model, not a curated record.